Messenger RNA from Owenia fusiformis, 932 nucleotides. Lineage: Eukaryota; Metazoa; Annelida; Polychaeta; Sabellida; Oweniidae. The record is from the annotation of a GenBank genome assembly.
AGGUCAUUAUGAGAUCAUUAAUGUCACAGUUACAGGUCAUUAUGAGAUCAUUAAUGUCACAGUUACAGGUCAUUAUGAGAUCAUUAAUGUCACAGUAACAGGUCAUUAUGAGAUCAUUAAUGUCACAGUUACAGGUCAUUAUGAGAUCAUUAAUGUCACAGUUACAGGUCAUUAUGAGAUCAUUAAUGUCACAGUAACAGGUCAUUAUGAGAUCAUUAAUGUCACAGUUACAGGUCAUUAUGAGAUCAUUAAUGUCACAGUAACAGGUCAUUAUGAGAUCAUUAAUGUCACAGUUACAGGUCAUUAUGAGAUCAUUAAUGUCACAGUUACAGGUCAUUAAUGUAGAGGUUACUAGUAAGUCUUUAAGAUGAAGAGGUUGAUGUCAGAUAUGACUACACUGUACAAUGUAAAUGUAAACCACAUAUUUUAAGUCAAAGAUACACCCCCUACAUAAGUAUGGAAAUAAAAAGUCUCCACUGGAUCACAUGUUAAAACCUGUCCAUGUGUUAAUCUCCUUAGUGGGUUGUUCAGUCAUCAUGAUAAACCAUGGCAUCUCAUUUCUUAUGAGUAUGGAGAAACAAAAAGAUUCUGCGAGUAUCAGAAUGUUUGUCAGUUAUGAUGUUCAUAAUUCAUAGAUGUGAACAAAUAUGUUGAAAUCAGCGAACAUAAAUAACCAUGAGCAAGUGAUCAGAAAGUUCUAGUUCUAGUUUCCAAACUUUUGGAGGGGAGUGUAUAUUCAACAAAAACGCUACACACUAGUUCAACAUAAGGGAAACCAAGGUUGCUUCAUGCUUUUGUUUGAGGCAACAUCUCUAGUUUUGCAUUUAGUUCUACAUUGAGGAUAUUUCAGUUAGUGGGUAGGUUGGAAAAUGUUUUAUUGACUUGAAAAUAUGAUAGAAUUUUUAGGGGGUCAUACAUAGAUUAGGAUAUCU